AUGACCACGCCCGUGCGGCGGCAUUUGACGAGUUUUCUACGCGAGACCCCGACGACGCAGACGCCUACGCACACGCCAUCGAGGAUGCAAUCGAUUCGGGAGCGAAUAGUUCGGGCUUCUCCUCUGGAGGGGACGGGGGGGUUGGAAAGAAAUGGGGGGUUGAAGUCCGUGCCCCCGAUCGUGAAGUUUUACAGUAAAGAAAAGUCUCGGGUGAAUGGCGUCCCGGUAGCUCGUCGGUCUCCGGGAGAGGUUUUUAUGGAAGAAUUGUGGUAUCAGGAAAACGAUAAUUUUUGA
Messenger RNA from Phytomonas sp. Hart1, 294 nucleotides. NCBI's taxonomy places the organism in Eukaryota, Euglenozoa, Kinetoplastea, Trypanosomatida, Trypanosomatidae. The record is from the annotation of a GenBank genome assembly.